UUGACUGACAUGCGGCCUCGCUCAACAACGGUCUCGCUUAGCACGCUUUAUCAUUUACCAAAGAAAAUGCCGACGAACGAAUGAACUUCUCUCCGCACGUGCCUUCCCUCCCGUUAGAAAUUAAAAGAUGACUUUGGCAUUUAGUUCCAGCUCUACAGAUAUCAUAGAACAAAAUAUAGAUACAGAUAGUUGGUGUGUGGAAGAUGUUGAUUUGUUUUAUGAAACAAAGAGAUGUGCACAAUUUAUUUUGGAGGGAAACUAUGAAAUGAUUGCCUUACAGUUUCCUGAUGAACUAUUAGUCAAUAGUGUAGAAGUUCUUGAAAAACUACAAAAUUGUACAAAGCAAAAAUUAUUUGUACUUGGUGAUACUUCUUAUGGAAGUUGUUGUGUAGAUGAAAUAGCAGCUCAACGCUAUAAUGCAGAUUGUUUAAUACAUUUUGGACGAUCAUGUCUUAGUAAGACAAGUAGACUUCCAGUUUUAAAUAUAUAUGGACAACAUAAAAUUGAUGUAGAUAAUUGCUUCUGUGAAGUAAACAGACUUUUGCCAGAUACUGAUAUCCAUGUUAUUAUAUUGUUUGACACCAUUUAUAGACAUUGUGUGGGAGAUCUUCUACACAAGCUACAAAAAUCCUAUCGAAGCGUUAUAUUAUCAGCUAUACAGGAAACUUCAAAUGUAAAUGGAAAUAUUGAUACUUCAGAAAGAAAUGGUGUGUGUCGGUGCCAUAGAAUGUUUCACCUUAUAGAGGAAACAACACUAAAGGAUUAUUCCAUGUUUUAUGUCGGUAGAGAAAGUCAGACACUCUCAAACCUCAUGAUGAAUUUUACUGAAAACAGUUUUUAUUCAUAUGAUCCAGUCAGUCAAAAAGGACGACAUGAAGAAAUCAAUAUCAAUAAAACUCUAAUGAAGCGUUUUUAUAUGAUAGAACGUGUUAAAGAUGCUAAUAUAGUUGGAAUAGUUGUUGGAACUUUAGGAGUGAUCAACUAUUUAGAGAUUAUUUCUAAAAUUAAAAAACUGUUGAAAUCAGCUGGGAAAAAGCACUAUACAUUUGUUGUUGGGAAAUUAAAUGUUGCAAAACUAGGUAACUUUAUGGAAGUGGAUGUAUUUGUACUAGUAUCAUGUUGUGAAAAUACACUAGUUGAUUGUAAAGAGUUUUAUAAACCUAUUGUAACACCAUAUGAUUUAGAAAUAGCUUGUAAUGGUAAUACACAAUGGACAGGUCAAUAUACUACAGAUUAUACACAAUUAUUGCCAGGUUCAACAUCUUAUGUACCAGUUUCACCAGAUAAAGAUAAUACAGUUGUAGAUGUUUCCAUGGUGACCAAUAAAUUAAGAACAAUAGGAUACAUUGAAAGAGACUGUGUUAAUGCUGAACAUAGAGAAAUAAGUGAAACUGUUAAUAAAACAAUUACAUCACAAGCCAUCUCUGCAGGUCAAUUUCUAGCUGAAAAGUCAUGGAGGGGUUUGGAACCAAACCUGGGCGAAACGGCUGUCGUCAGAGCAACGGAUGGGUUGAAGGGAAUAGCCAUGGAGUAUUCAAAUGAACCAAAUUGUUAAUAAACUAUUUGCUUUUAA
Patella vulgata (common limpet) is the source of this 1573-nucleotide messenger RNA. RefSeq names its product 2-(3-amino-3-carboxypropyl)histidine synthase subunit 2. Gene Ontology annotation, molecular function: 2-(3-amino-3-carboxypropyl)histidine synthase activity. The record is from RefSeq and is a predicted model, not a curated record. Gene Ontology annotation, biological process: protein histidyl modification to diphthamide. The transcript has 7 exons. Lineage: Eukaryota; Metazoa; Mollusca; Gastropoda; Patellidae. Bases 128 to 1555 code for a protein of 475 amino acids.